Messenger RNA from Micropterus dolomieu (smallmouth bass), 4683 nucleotides. RefSeq names its product doublecortin-like kinase 1b (gene dclk1b). NCBI's taxonomy places the organism in Eukaryota, Metazoa, Chordata, Actinopteri, Centrarchiformes, Centrarchidae. The transcript is spliced from 17 exons. Bases 566 to 2821 code for a protein of 751 amino acids. Gene Ontology annotation, molecular function: ATP binding; protein kinase activity. The record is from RefSeq and is a predicted model, not a curated record. Gene Ontology annotation, biological process: protein phosphorylation; intracellular signal transduction.
AGAUAGGAAGGCUAGGAACAUCAGAUUUGUAGUGCAUUGUUAACGACAAAUGUAACUCCAACAUGUACUCUGCUCAGGCAGUGUAGAGUAAUUUUAAGCCACAGCAGCAAAAUUAAUGGGGAAUAAACAAAAAAACAAAUAGCUGUAGCGUUGCUUACAUAGCUCUGAACUGAACACUGACUUUCUAACACUACAUAAUUGUUGAACAUGGAUGGAGUUAUUCAAGCAGGUCAACCUCAAUGUGAACGCGCACCGAGGGUUUCGGAGAGGUGAGCUCUGACACCGGAGCGGUCCGGUGUAAAUCACUGCAAUGGCAGAGGAGUAGGGGAGGGUGGAGGACACUGGCUGUAGCCCUGCCUCCUCUCUGCAUGUGAACACACAGCAGAGUGAACACACGGCGGUCAAGCAAGCAGACAGAGCACCAUCACAGGAGCAACAAAGGGACGCAUGGUUAAUCUAAUAAGGCAUCAAAUGAAGAAAUGAUUCAUUGAGACAAGUUCGCUUACAGAUACACGUUAUAUUGAAUCUGUCCUCACCUCAAAGGGUGUAAUAACACUGCACUGUCAUGGAGCUGGAGCACUUUGAUGAGCGGGACAAGGCUCAGAGGUAUACCCGAAGGGGCUCAAGAGGGAAUGGACUUCCUAGUCCCACUCAUAGUGCUCACUGCAGCCUGUACAGAACCAGGACACUGCAAGCACUGAGCUCAGAAAAGAAGGCCAAGAAGAUUCGUUUCUACCGCAAUGGGGACCGCUACUUCAAAGGCAUUGUGUAUGCCAUUUCUCAGGAGAGAUUUAGGUCCAUAGAAGCACUCCUGGCUGACCUCACAAGAUCUCUGUCAGAUAAUGUCAACCUGCCACAAGGGGUGCGGACCAUAUAUACCAUUGAUGGGACAACAAAGAUCACCAGCAUGGACCAGCUGGUGGAAGGGGAGAGCUAUGUUUGUGCUUCCAUAGAGCCCUACAAGAAGGUGGACUACACAAAGAAUGUGAAUCCUAACUGGUCAGUUGGCGCCAGGACUGCUGUGUCCGUCCGUGACCCUUCUUCCCUUGGUAGUGCCAAGACUGGAUUCCCAGAAGCCAAGGAGAGCAAGGACUUUAUUAAGCCCAAACUGGUAACCAUCGUCCGCAGUGGAGUAAAGCCUCGCAAGGCCGUACGGAUCUUGCUCAACAAGAAGACUGCACACUCCUUUGAGCAAGUCAUGACUGACAUAACAGAUGCCAUUAAGCUGGACUCUGGAGUCGUCAAACGGCUGUAUACUGUUGACGGCAAGAUGGUCGCCUGCCUUCAGGACUUUUUUGGGGAAGAUGAUAUUUUCUUUGCCUGUGGACCUGAGAAGUUCCGUUAUCAAGAUGACUUCAACUUGGAUGAAAGUGAAUGCAGGGUGGCAAAGUCGGCCUCAUAUGGCCGGCUACCCUCUUUGCAAGGUCGCUCUUCCCCAAGAGGUGGUGGGAUGUCCCGCAGGAGCAAGUCUCCGUCAUCCACUGGUUCAGCUAAUGGCACAGCAGGCAGUCAGCUAUCCACACCUCGAUCUGGAAAGUCUCCAAGUCCCUCUCCUACCAGUCCAGCUAGCCUCCGAAGACGACAGGGAUCUCAACAUAGUGGCUCUUCACUGUCUUUAGCUUCUACCAAGGUUUGCAGCUCAAUGGAUGAAGGAGAUGGGCCUGGCAGUGAAGCUGAGCCAAUGGAUGAGUACCCCACAGUCCCUGCCUCCAUAACGGAGAGGUACAAAGUGGGGAGGACUUUAGGAGAUGGAAACUUUGCUGUGGUUCGCGAGUGUGUGGAGAGAUCCACUGGAAGAGAGUACGCUCUGAAGAUCAUCAGCAAAGAUAAAUGCAGGGGAAAGGAGCACAUGAUCCAGAGUGAAGUGUCAAUCCUUCGGCGUGUAAAACAUCCCAACAUCGUACUUUUGAUUGAGGAAAUGGACACCCAUAGUGAUCUCUAUCUUGUAAUGGAGUUGGUUAAGGGGGGCGAUCUCUUUGAUGCAAUCACCUCUUCUAACAAGUACACAGAACGAGAUGCCAGCUCUAUGCUGUUCAAUCUGGCAAGUGCCAUCAAGUACCUGCACAGUCUCAAUAUUGUCCACAGAGACAUAAAACCAGAAAACCUGUUGGUGUAUGAACACCACGAUGGUAGUAAAUCUCUAAAGCUAGGUGACUUUGGCUUGGCUACCAUCGUCAAUGGGCCACUCUAUACUGUGUGUGGAACGCCCACCUAUGUAGCACCAGAGAUAGUCUCUGAGACGGGGUAUGGCCUCAAAGUUGACAUUUGGGCAGCGGGUGUCAUCACAUACAUAUUGCUGUGUGGAUUUCCUCCUUUCCGUGGCAGUGGUGAUGACCAAGAGGCACUCUUGGAACAGAUUUUGAGGGCCCCGCUUGAUUUCCCCGCACCAUACUGGGACAAUGUAUCUGACACUGCCAAGGCUCUGAUCACUGAGAUGCUGCAGGUAGAGGCGGAUCAGAGAUACACAGCUGUGCAGGUGCUCGUUCACCCCUGGGUCAAUGAUGAUGGUGUGUCAGAGAAAGAGCACCAGCUGUCUGUGGCUGGGAAGAUCAAGAAGCACUUCAACUGCGGGCCCAAGCUCAACAGUACCACAGCAGGAGUUUCAGUCAUUACAACCACGGCACUUGAUAAGGAGAAGCAAGUUCUCCGACGAAGACGCCACCAGGAUGUGAAGCUUGCUUCCCACCUCCCACACAGUAUUGGUGCAGGCGCCUCCCACAGUGUCAACCCUGGCCUCUCCCCCGCUGGGUUCACCUCUGAGUCUGAGGCCUGUUCUCCAAGUUCGGCUGAAACUGUCCAUUCACCCAUCUCUCCCUUCUAACAGCCUUCCUGAGGCCAUGGCACCGUCCACCUUCCAUGGAAAAGUAGGAGAGUGUGGAGUGCAAAACGAAAAGACCCAGCUUUGGGUUCAGUCUGCUGACUUGGACAUUCACAGACUGCAUACUUAAAUUUACACCUAUUUUAUUUUUUUUAACUACAAAAUUAGUUGUAAGGGACACGUUAGUCUCUGUAUUAAGGAAUACACCUUAACAGCAUGCAACAAUUUUGAAUAUUUUACUUUUUUCUUUAAUACAGCCACCAAUCUGUUUAAGCAAGCACUGGUUCAUUGCAGUAUUCUAGAGCCCUCUUCUGGUUUAUGUUGUUUUCUGCAGGAAAGACAACCUGCUUCAUGAAGCACUUAGCUUUUUAAUGGAAAGUGUAAAUUCAAAACAUUGAAACCUUAGCCUCUAAAUAUUAAAUAACAUGAUUUUUGAUCUAACAUGUUCAGUACAUCACUUAUCAUACUAAUUUAAAUACAAACACUUGUUAAUAAUGUAAUACAACAGCAACAGUCACCUUUCUGCUGUACUGUAUGACAUGUAGAUUACUCUGCUGUGGUACUUAAGGUUCUGGUGCAUACACUUUUAAACUGUUUAAAAGGACUUAAGAAACUUAAAGCACAUGCUGCUAUAUUGUACCAUAAGAAUUAUCUGUACCGAACGGAUUUUCUUUGCUCUGACACCCAGUAGCUGACUUCUUUAAGAGAAUUGAGGGAGCUGACGUUUGACUGUAGAUUGUCCAGCUAACCUGCGUGGCUGAGGAUGAUUUAUUGAAACAGUAAUUUUGUUACAUGUCUGUGAGAGUGGUUGUAAUUCAGUUGUGGUCCAGAUGAAUGUCAGUGCUAUGUAGUUGGUAGUAAGUGCAUGUUUAAAGCCUUGCCUUGGCAUAUGUGGAUUUAAGUGCAAUUAGGUGUACUGCCCAAUGACCACAGUGGUUUUAAAUGUGUCCUUUGAAAUGCGGGAAUGAGUGAAAAUGUAUCCGUUGCAGGUGUUAUUGACAUCAAGCUGACACACUUCUCUAUCAGACGGGGGCAAUUAGCUCCUUAUCACAUACUGAAAUAAGGAACAAGUUGGUAAACACAACAGUGCUUCCAGUAAAAUCCCAUUAUUAUUUUCAUAUUUGUUCAUUCAGUCAGUACUUUUGGACUUAUUUUAAUCAGAUCAAACAACACGAAUAAGAAGUCUGGCUCAUUAGACUGUAUGUACAGUAUGUCCUCUGACCACUUCAUACAUUAGUUCACCAUAUACCAAAUAUUAAUGAAUGUGAAUGUCCUCUUUCCUUCAUUAGAGACUGUAACCUGCAUGUGUGCUAAUAUGCAUCCUAAAUCAGUUGUUCUGGUCUUCUCCUGUUAUGUCACUGUACAUGCUGUCUUGGUGUAUGCAGAUCACUUGCAGACUAUACUCAUACCACAGCUUAGUUAAGACUUGUGUAUAUACGUAUUGUAACUGAAAUGUAACAUUACACCACUGACUUUGUUGUAAAAGGGCUUUUACGUUUUUGACUAGAAGGGAGUGGACCAAAAAGCACAAGGAAAGCAAGUUGUGAUGGUGACUUUUUGGGAAUGUAUUCGCUUUCAAGACUGUUUUUCAUCAUCUGAAAAAUAUGUAAUGUUUAUAGUUUGACAAGAUAGUACGCAAAGACAACUGGGAAUGUCAGUGUUAUAUGGAAACAGAAUGAGAAUGUGAAUCCUGUAUUAUAUUCAUCCAUAUUCCAUUCAUGUAAGGACGUUAUAAAACAAUCUAAAUGAGAACAAAAAACAGUAAUACACUUCAUAAGAAAAAAAAUCUGUUAUGGUUAAAAAGUAGACUUCCAACAAUGUACUCUUCAAAGAAACCAAACAUGGGAAUAAAAUGAUUUAAUUAA